Myodes glareolus (Bank vole) is the source of this 2795-nucleotide messenger RNA. RefSeq names its product cytochrome P450 2B2-like. Lineage: Eukaryota; Metazoa; Chordata; Mammalia; Rodentia; Cricetidae. The record is from RefSeq and is a predicted model, not a curated record. Gene Ontology annotation, molecular function: arachidonate epoxygenase activity; iron ion binding; oxidoreductase activity, acting on paired donors, with incorporation or reduction of molecular oxygen, reduced flavin or flavoprotein as one donor, and incorporation of one atom of oxygen. Gene Ontology annotation, biological process: epoxygenase P450 pathway; xenobiotic metabolic process. Gene Ontology annotation, cellular component: cytoplasm; intracellular membrane-bounded organelle.
AGUCUGGCAUAAAAGGUUCUGCUGGAGUUUGCAGCGAAGUGGACAGUGCUCAGACAAAGACCAUGGAGUCCAGUGUCCUGCUCCUCCUCACUCUCCUCAUGGGUUUCUUACUGCUAUUGGUCAGCAGUCGCACAAAGCCCUGUGGCCAACUUCCACCAGGACCCCGUCCCCUGCCCCUCGUGGGGAACCUUCUGCAGAUGGACAAAGGAGGCCUCCUCAACUCCUUCAUGCAGCUUCGAGAAAAAUAUGGAGACGUGUUCACAGUGCACCUGGGACCGAGGCCCGUGGUCAUGUUGUGUGGGACAGAGGCCAUAAGGGAAGCUCUGGUGGACCAAGCUGAGGCUUUCUCUGACCGGGGGACAAUAGCUUUGUUUGAGCCAAUUGUACAGACAUAUGGUGUGGUCUUUGCCAGUGGCGAACGCUGGAAGACCCUUCGGCGGUUCUCUCUAGCCACCAUGAAGAACUUUGGAAUGGGCAAGCAGAGUGUGGAGGAGCAGAUUCAGGAGGAAGCCCGACGUCUGGUGGAGGAGCUGCGGAAAUCCCAGGGAGCUCCCCUGGAUCCCACCUUCCUCUUCCAAUGCAUCACAGCCAACAUCAUCUGCUCCAUUGUCUUUGGAGAGCGCUUUGACAACAAAGACCACCAGUUCCUGCGCCUGCUGGACCUGAUCUAUCAGAGCAUGUCACUCACCAGCUCAUUCUCAGGCCAGAUGUUUGAGCUCUAUUCAGGUUUCCUGAAGUACUUUCCUGGAACCCACAGACAAAUCCACAAAAUCCUGCAGGAAAUCCUUGAAUACAUUGACCACAGCGUGGAGAAACACCGGGCAACCUUGGACCCCAACAAUCCAAGAGACUUCAUCGAUACCUUCCUUAUACGCAUGGAGAAGGAGAAGUCCAACCAACACACGGAGUUCCAUCACCAGAACCUCAUGAUCUCAGUGCUGUCUCUCUUCUUUGCUGGUACCGAGAGCAGCAGCAUCACGCUCCGCUUUGGCUUCCUGCUCAUGCUCAAAUACCCCCAUGUUGCAGAGAAAGUCCAAAAGGAGAUCGAUCAGGUGAUAGGCUCACAUCGCCCACCAACCCUUGAUGACCGCACCAAAAUGCCUUACACAGAUGCAGUGAUCCACGAGAUUCAGAGAGUUGCAGAUAAUGCCCCUAUUGGAAUGCCACACAAAGUCACCAAAGACACUUCAUUCCGAGGGUACCUGCUCCCCAAGAACACUGAAGUGUACCCCAUCCUGAGUACAGCUCUCCAUGACCCACGGUACUUUGAACAACCAGAUGCCUUCAAUCCUGACCACUUCCUGGAUGCCAGUGGGGCUCUGAAGAAAAAUGAAGCUUUUAUGCCCUUCUCUAUAGGAAAGCGCAUUUGUCUUGGCGAAGGCAUUGCCCGCAACGAAUUGUUCCUUUUCUUCACCACCAUCCUCCAGAACUUCUCUGUGUCCAGUCCUAUGGCUCCUAAGGACAUUGAUAUCAGGCCCAAGGAGAGUGGCUUGAUCAACGUAGCUCCAUCAUAUCAGAUCCAGUUCUUGGCCCGUUGAAUGGGCUGAGGUGGCCAGGUGUCCCCACUCCUGUUGAGAAUGGCCCCAUCUUUCUUCCUCUGUGAGACCUGCUGCAAACCAGGCCGUAGGCCACUGCUCACACCGUUCCACCUUACUGCCGCUUCUGCAAAGCUCCGAGGUGUGUUCUUCUGCCCUGAGAAUAGCACUGGAGAAAUCACUCAAUGUCUUUCUUGUUGUGUGAACCGAGAGACUUCCAGAGGCUACAUCUCAUGCUGAGUCAGUUCUGUAAUGAUCUGUUCCAUCCCUUUAAGAGACAAGCCAUGCCCAUUCCCUCCCCUGUCUGCCAAGGAAACUGACCUUCAGCUUCCAGCCUUUUCUGUUUCUCCCCCAAAGAGGCAGCUUUUGCCUCUCUCCAUUCUCCCCACUUCUUUCCCCUGCCCCUGCCCCCUCUCGGCUCUUCUCCCUCUCCCCUUCCCUUGUGUAACCCACUAAAUAAAUAUCCAACCUCACUCUGCAUGGCGUCCCUGUCUGUCUCUCACCUGCUGCAUGCCUCCCUGCCCAGGACUAGCCAUCUUUGGAGACCUGCCGCAUGGUCCUGUGGCGCGCCCAUUUGUCUGUCUCUCCUCAUGGCCUGCUGCAGCCACUCGGGCGGGGAACUGUGCCAUCCCUUCCUGGGACUGGCUGCUCUUGGGACCGCUGUUAGCUGCCUGCCACCACAUGGCCCACUGCAGCCUCUAGGGGACCUGCAACAUUUCUGCCUCUGCAGUCACUGGGGAUCCUGCAGCAUUUUUACUUUUACCAUUACAAGCUCCCUACUGCACCCAGCAACCACAAUUUACUUGUAGAAACUUCUGGUGCUCCAUCAUCUAAUCUAAUGAAUGCUGGCCAUGUCAGAGGAUCAGCAGGUGGAAACUGAACUUCAAGGUGUCAGCUCACCAGGAGGAAAAUUCUCUGAUGGGGCAAUCUCAUUUUAAGCAAAACUGUGAGACCACAGACUCCAGAAUGUCUUUUGCUUCUGCUGUGCCUUUACAUGUUUGCUGCUACCAUCUCUCCCUAGUAUCUGGCUUGGUGUGAGAAGAUAGGGGGAGACCCCACUGCCUUUAACAUAGUGUGUUUCUCUCAUGAAAACAACCUGUUCUACUGGGCAAUUUUAUCUGUGGAUUGUCAAGAAGAUGAUUCCUCCCUAAUUGUACUAUCUAAUUGAUACAAUGUUAACUUAUUAAGAAUUUUGAGAAAUAAAAAUGAAUACACAGUCAGGGCCUAUGAGUUCUCCCAAGGGGCUGCUAUAGAUCAUAG